AUGACGACCGGCCGCUUGGGCCAUCUGGAGGAGUCAGCUUCCACAAGAUGGACCUCGGAGCAAGAGGAGGUGCCGGCGCAGGGGGGCCCAUCCCAUCCCGCCCAUCCCAUCCCAUCCCAUCGCAUCCCGUCCGCAGGAGGCUCAGUGCACGGUGAGCCCCGGCAUGGCGCGGCCGCCCGCGCUCGGCGCGUUUUUUUUGCCGCCUUCGCCCGCGCCGCCCGCGCCACCAACACGUGCGGAUCGCCGCCCGAGGACUUCUGCCUGCAGAUGGGCGCCCGCGACGCCACCAAGCUGUGCCACCGCUGCGACGCCGCCGACCCCCGGCUGCACCACAACGCCUCGCUGCUCACCGACUUCCACAGCGAGGAGGAGAGCACCUGGUGGCAGAGCCAGUCCAUGGCCUUCGGCAUCCAGCACCCCAACUCGGUCAACAUCACCCUGCACCUGGGCAAAGCCUACGAGAUCACCUACGUGCGGCUGAAGUUUCACACGAGCCGCCCGGAGAGCUUCGCCAUCUACAAGCGCAGCCGCGCCGAGGGGCCCUGGCUGCCCUUCCAGUACUACAGCGCGUCCUGCGAGAGGACCUAUGGGCAGCGGCCGCGGCAGCCCCCGCGCCCGGGCGAGGACGAGCGCGUGGCCUUCUGCUCCGACGAGUUCAGCGACAUCUCCCCGCUGAGCGGCGGCAACGUGGCCUUCUCCACGCUGGAGGGCCGCCCCAGCGCCUACAACUUCGACAGCAGCCCGGCCCUGCAGGAGUGGGUGACUGUCACCGACUUGCUCAUCUCCUUGAACCGGCUCAACACUUUUGGCGACGACAUCUUCAAGGACCCCAAGGUGCUGCAGUCCUACUACUACGCCAUCUCCGACUUCUCCGUGGGCGGCUCCCUGCACCUCCAGUGCGACAGCUCGGGCGCCUGCGCCUGCAAGGCCACGGUGACGGGCUGGAAGUGCGAGCGCUGCAAGGACGGCUUCCACAGCCUGGGCCAGGGCGGCUGCCGAGCCUGCGCCUGCAACCCUGCAGGCAGUGUGGGCACCUGCGACCCCAACUCGGGGCGCUGCGUCUGCAAGGAGCACGUGGAGGGCGCCACGUGCGACAGGUGCCGGCCGGGUUGGUUCAACCUGCAGCCCCACAACCCCGUCGGCUGCAGCAGCUGCUUCUGCUACGGCCACUCCACGGCGUGCACGGUCGCGGCCGGCUACGAGGAGACCCAGCUCCGCGCCACCUUCGAGCGAGGGCCGGAGGGCUGGGCGGCCGCGACGCCGGGCGGCACCGCGAUCCCUUUGCAUUGGGCUGCCGGCGAGGUCUUCGCCGAGUGGGAUGGAGAGGAUCCGGUGGAUUUUCUUGCUCCAGCGAAGUUCCUGCAGAACCAGCGUCUCAGCUACGGGCAGCUGCUCUCCCUGCAGCUGGGAGCGCAGGGGAACGGGAGCGCAGGGCCCCUGCCCCUGCCCCGGGCACGGCUGGAGCUGGAGGCCGAGGACGUGGCCGUGGCACUGCAGGCCACCUUGUCCCCAGGCAGCAGUGACAGCGAGAGCCCACGUGGCCGUGGGAAGCAGGUUGUCACCUUCAGGCUCCAUGAGGCAGAGGAGGGUGCGGAGCCCUCGCUGUCCCCCUUCAGCUUCCAGCGCCUGCUCUCCAACCUGACAUCCCUCCGGCUCCGCGUGAGCCGUGGCCCCCUGCAAGUUGGCCGCUGCGCUCUCCCCCUCGCCGGGCACUGCCGCUGCCUGCACCACACGGAAGGGCCCUCCUGCGAGCGCUGCAGCGCCGGCUUCUACGGCAACCCCUUCGCGGGGCGGGAGGACGACUGCCAGCCGUGCCCGUGCCCCGGGGGCUCGCCCUGCGCGCAGGUCCCCGGCAGCGGCGACGUGGUGUGCACGGGCUGCCCGCCCGGCCAGAGAGGAAGACGCUGCGAGCUGUGCGACGAUGGCUUUUUUGGGGACCCGCUGGGGCAGCGGGGCCCUGUGCGGCCCUGCAGCCCCUGCCAGUGUCACGGGAACGUGGAUGCCAACGCCGUGGGCAACUGCGACCCCGUGUCCGGCCGGUGCCUGCGGUGCCUGUACAACACCACCGGCGAGCACUGCGAGCGGUGCCAGCGGGGCUUCUACGGGGCCGCGCUGGCCGCGGCCGCGGGGAAGUGCCUGUCGGAGCGUGUGGAGGCCGCGGCGGGCAGAGCGCUGCAGGUCUCCAACGGCAGCUCCGAGCUGCUGCGGAGCCUGCUGGAGGGGAGCGCGGCGCUGCAGAGCCGGCGCGAGCUGGAGGCCAGGUACCAGGACAUCGAGCGGGCGCAGGGGGAGCUGAGUGCCGCCAUGCUGGAGGUGGCGGCAGAGGCCAACAGAACUUACAUGGCUGUUCACCAGGCCAACGCGGACAUGGCUAAGAAGCUGCUGCCUGUGACCAUGUUGGAGCCGCCGCGCCGGGAGCUGCAGGGGACUCGCGCCUUGGAGCAGCUACGGGACAGGGCCACCUCUGCCCACGUCGGGGCCACCUCAGCAGUGUCACACGGCAAAGCUGUGCUCUCUGAUGCAGAGUCCAUCCUGGCCAGCUUGGAAGGCAUGAGGAAGGUGCUGAGGCAUCGAAAGGGCCAGGCUGCCCUGAGCAGGAGGAUGGCGCUUGUGCGGGACAGGACCAUGGUGGAGGCCCAGAGGAAGACUAAACAGGCAGAGAAGAUGCUGGGAAACUCCUUGUCCAUCUCCACCACGGCCAGGAAGACGGCCAGGGAGGCUGAGCAAGUUGCUGUCGAGAGUGCUGAGAGGGCACAGGCUGUGCUACAGGAGAGCAAGCAGACCCGCAAGCAGGCUGGCGAGCUUGCCACGCGCGCCAACGAGACCUGGCAGGAGCUCUCCAGGCAGGAGCAUGUAGCUGGGAAGCUCAGGGGGGACCUGGAGGAAGCAGACCAGGUGAGGACAGAGGCAAAUCAGAUGUCAAAAAGUCUCCAGGAAGCCCGGGGCUCGCUGCUCGCGGACAUCGAGACCCUGAACGACCUGCUCAGCAGCCUAGGCCCCGUGGAGCAGGCGGCGCGCCGGCAGCGCGAGAAGAUCCAGGCGUUCGAGAGCGACCUGGCCGAGAUCCGGGCCGACAAGCAGAACCUGGAGGCCAUUCUGCAGAGCCUGCCCGAGGGCUGCGCGAGCUGGCGCUGA
Molecule: messenger RNA, 3135 nt
Organism: Tinamus guttatus (white-throated tinamou)
Lineage: Eukaryota; Metazoa; Chordata; Aves; Tinamiformes; Tinamidae
Source: RefSeq, a predicted model, not a curated record